AUGAGCCUGAGCAUCUGGGCUGAGGAGCUGACGGACGCCCGCUGGACAGAGGUCCUGCCGCAGAUCCAGCAGCACGAGGUGGUCAGGCUGGAGUACUGCAGUCUUACCGAAGACCAAUGCAAGGACAUCAGAUCGGCCCUGCAGGCCAACUCUUCCCUGACGGAGCUGAGCCUGAAGUUCAACAAACUGGGUGAUGCGGGCACGCGCCUGGUGCUGCAGGGCCUGCAGGGCCCCGCCUGCAAACUCUGCAAGCUCAACCUUCAGUACUGCUCCGUGACAUUGGCCAGCUGCAGCGAGCUACCCAGAAGCCUGUGCUCCAUGCCCAACCUCCUGGAACUGAAUCUCAGCUAUACCUCGUUGGGGGACAUGGGCCUCCACCUGCUCUGCACAGGGCUCCUGGACUCCCAAUGCCAGCUGGAGCGGCUGCAGCUGAGAUGCUGCUGCCUGAGUGCCGAGAGCUGUGAGGCCCUGGACCCAGUGAUCCGUGGCAAAUCGAAUUUGAAAGAGCUCGUGCUGAGUGAAAACCACAUUGGUGAGGGAGGAGUUCGAAUGCUGUGCCAGAGCCUGAUUGAGUCCUCCUGCCAGCUUGAGAAGCUCAUGCUAGACACGUGCCACGUGAACAGCGGCAGGGACCUGAGUCGCCUGUUGGCCUCAAAGGCAUCGUUGGGCGAGCUAGAAAUGAGCUGCAACCCGCUGGGAGACGGGGGCAUCGCAGAGCUCUGCACUGGGCUGCUGAACCCCAACUCCCAGCUGAAGACCCUGGGGCUCUGUCGGUGUCACAUCACCAUCAGAGGCCUCGGAGACAUCUGUCGGGUUCUGGAGACCAAGAAGAGCCUGAAGGAGCUCAGCCUGGUCGACAAUGAGCUGGAAGAUGAGGGCGCUAAGCUGCUGUGUGAGCACCUCCUAGCGCCCAACUGCCAGCUGCAGAGCUUGCAGGUGAAUAGAUGCUAUUUCACGGAGGCCUGCUGCCAGCACUUCAGCCAGGUGCUGGCCCAGAGCCAGCAUCUCCUGGAACUGCAGAUCUCCGACAACAAUCUGGGCGACGCGGGUGUGAAGCAGCUCUGCCAGGCCCUGUCCCAGCCCAACUCAAAGUUGCAGAUACUCUACCUAGGGGACUGCAAUUUGACCAAUGCCAGCUGCGAGAGCCUUGCUACCCUCCUCUGCGCCUGCCAGAGCCUGAAACAACUGAACCUUAGCAACAACGAUUUUAUUUACGAUCCUGGUGUUGAGCUGCUGGUCUCCAGCCUGGAGCACCCCGACAGCCACCACCUGGAGAUGCUCGUCCUUUAUGACAUUUUCUACUCAGAGGAAUUGAAUGAGCGUCUAGAGGCCCUACAGGAGAGCAGGCCCCACCUCAAGAUCAUCUCCUGA
Messenger RNA from Suncus etruscus (white-toothed pygmy shrew), 1371 nucleotides. RefSeq names its product ribonuclease inhibitor-like. NCBI's taxonomy places the organism in Eukaryota, Metazoa, Chordata, Mammalia, Eulipotyphla, Soricidae. The transcript is spliced from 9 exons. The coding region runs from base 1 to 1371 and encodes 456 amino acids. The record is from RefSeq and is a predicted model, not a curated record. Gene Ontology annotation, cellular component: cytoplasm. Gene Ontology annotation, molecular function: protein binding.